CAACAACCUAGUGACAAGAAGGAAACAAAGGAAAUGAUGAUCACAUCAUAUUUGUUAUUAGAAGACCAAGAGAAGCAAGAGAAAGAGGAGUGGGUAGAAUUUGCUGAUCAAGAGAAAUUUGAUUUCGAGGCGAUUCAUAAGGAAAAAACACAAGCAAUGUUGGAUUACAAUUCAAAUUUGCAGAGUAGCUAUGAGGGUUUGGAUGAAAUUGAUGGAUUAAGGCGAAAGCGAUCGAGGGGAGCUGUGAAUUCUGCAAUGGUUGUUGCUGCUAGUGAAAUGAUUGAGAAAGGCGGUAGUAUUGAGGCUAGCAGUAAGCAAUCUAGUGGUUCAUCAGUGAGCCAUCAGCGACGUUUAUGGGUGAAAGACAGGUCUAAGGAUUGGUGGGAUAAGUGUACUAGCCCUGAUUAUCCUGAGAGUGAGUUUAAGAGGUGGUUUAGGAUGGGAAAAGCAACAUUUGAGUUGAUUUGUGAUGAGUUAAAGGUGGUUGUUGCCAAGGAGAAUACGAUGUUGAGGGCUGCUAUUCCGAUUGAUCAACGAGUUGCUGUGUGUAUAUAUAGGUUGGCAACAGGCGAGCCGCUUAGGUUGGUGUCUAAGAGAUUUGGUUUGGGGAUUUCAACUUGUCAUAAGAUUGUUCUUGAUGUUUGUGCUGCAAUUAGGUCCGUUUUGAUGCCCAAGUACCUGCAAUGGCCCGAUGAGGAUUCGUUGAGGCAGAUUAAGGAGGAAUUUGAAUCCAUUUCUGGCAUUCCUAAUGUGGUUGGUUCUAUGUAUACAACUCAUAUACCAAUAAUUGCACCUAAGGUUAGUGUGGCUGCUUAUUUCAAUAAGCGCCACACUGAGCGAAAUCAGAAGACUUCGUACUCUAUUACAGUUCAGGGUGUGGUUGAUCCUAGAGGGGUUUUUAGCGACGUGUGCAUAGGAUGGCCUUGAUUAAUGUCUUAAGGGUGAUAGAAAAGAAGUUAUAAUAUGAGCUCCUAUAACAAAUUAACGAGGAAACGAUUCAUAACUGAGUUUCCCUCCUCUCAAAUCUUUUUUUUCUGUCACCACAUUUUUUUUUCUUCCAUUGGCAUGGCUUGCUGUUACAACUUACAAGUGACUCUCUCCUCUUUUUGCAGGAUUGUGUCCAACUCAAUUUUAACUGCUUUGAUAAUCAUGAUGGCUAACCGUAGUUUAAUAUAUUUGAAUGAAAUAUAUAUGUUUGCAAAAUAUACACUAAUAAGUACGAAGUAUAUUAUUUUUAAUAGAUUUUUUUUUCUUAGUAAACUUAAACAAAAAAGUAGUAUUUUAGAAAGAUAUGUCAAAUUGGUUUUUAAGGGAUGGUUACUAUAUUAGAAAAGAUAUAUAUUCACUAUAUUUUUAAAAUAUUUGUUUCUGUAAUUUCGUUAUUUUCUAAAUUAUUUGUUUUUUAAUUUUG
Messenger RNA from Chenopodium quinoa (quinoa), 1411 nucleotides. Its product is annotated as protein ANTAGONIST OF LIKE HETEROCHROMATIN PROTEIN 1-like. The transcript has a single exon. The record is from RefSeq and is a predicted model, not a curated record. Bases 34 to 927 code for a protein of 297 amino acids. Lineage: Eukaryota; Viridiplantae; Streptophyta; Magnoliopsida; Caryophyllales; Amaranthaceae.